Chanos chanos (milkfish) is the source of this 722-nucleotide messenger RNA. RefSeq names its product ATPase H+ transporting V0 subunit e1 (gene atp6v0e1). Bases 75 to 320 code for a protein of 81 amino acids. Gene Ontology annotation, cellular component: proton-transporting V-type ATPase, V0 domain. Gene Ontology annotation, molecular function: proton-transporting ATPase activity, rotational mechanism. The transcript is spliced from 4 exons. The record is from RefSeq and is a predicted model, not a curated record. Gene Ontology annotation, biological process: proton transmembrane transport. NCBI's taxonomy places the organism in Eukaryota, Metazoa, Chordata, Actinopteri, Gonorynchiformes, Chanidae.
CAGUCAAUGUGUAGAACGACUGGGUUGCCUUAAUUUUGUAUUAAUUUAUACUACACUUAAAACCAAAGAGAGAAAUGGCAGAAUUAUCUUUUGUGAUUUCCAUAGCAGUUAUGACCAUCUUUUGGGGCUUAGUUGGUGGGGUCGUACCGUGGUUCAUUCCCAAAGGACCAAAUAGAGGGGUCAUUGUCACCAUGCUGGUACUAACUGCAGUUUGCUGUUACCUUUUCUGGCUCAUCGCCAUUCUUGCACAGUUGAAUCCUUUAUUUGGACCGGCACUGAGUAACGACACUAUAUGGUACCUUCGUUAUCACUGGCCAUAGACUGGAGUCUUUCCUCAUCAGAACUGGAUUCUCUGUACAUUGCCAAAUGAAGUCCUUCAUUCGCCUCUUCACAAAGGGAAUUCCUCCUCCAACCUGAAGCCUUAACCACAGUUUUGUGAUUCAUGAAGUAAAGCAAAAUCAUAUGCCUGUCACCGUAGUUUAAAGUUGUGUAGAUAAAUGAAACCUUUUGUGAUGGAAAUUGUAAGUAAUGUGUUACUUUGACGCUUGUAUUUUGUCUCCAUUGUGUUUGUGUCGUUGAGUGGUACGUUACGUCAACAACAUUUUCAAAGUCCUCAGACAAAUUAACUCAUUACUAAUGGUUGCUGUUUGCUUUUCAAUGCAUUGUAUUUAUGUGAUGAAGUGCCUGCAUUAAAAUUUUGGAUAAGGAAAUUGUAUUUAUUC